AAACACACAAUGAUACUAUCACCACCACCACCAGUGCCACAUGUACCACCACUUCACUCACCCACGCGCCACCUCACACGACGGCCAACACCCACUUUCCUCCGCCCAAUAUUAUACCCACAAAGAACUGCCGGUCUGGCUGCAUUAGGCCGUGACGUGGACACAUUUACUGAAUCAUCUGGAUAUUUAUUUGAACUCAGCACUUCAGAAGCAGAAUCUUUAACAGAUUAUAGUAUCUCCAAAAUAUCGUCAAUUUAUCGUAAUAAACCGUUUAUCGUGCUUCGAAGACUUUUGCAGAUUGGAAAUACUCUUGGCAAAUGGGUCGCGCUUCGAUAUAUCGAUAGCAUUUCCGACCGUUCUGAUUUGAUGUUUCAGGUAAGAGCAUUGCAGUUGCGACAGAUACUGGCGAAGCUUGGACCAGCUUAUAUAAAAAUUGCUCAGGCUAUCUCAUCUAGACCUGAUUUGAUACCUCCAUCAUAUCUUGAUGAACUGUCGUUAUUGCAAGACCGUAUUUCACCAUUUUCUACUAAAGUGGCAUUUAGCACGAUUGAGAAAGAACUUGGGUUACCACUAGACCAACUUUUCUCUGAGAUAUCACCAGAACCUGUGGCUGCAGCAUCUCUUGGCCAGGUCUACCAGGCUAGACUCCUAGGUAGUGGAGAGUUGGUUGCUGUUAAAGUGCAGCGGCCUGGGGUCCAAGCAGCCAUUUCGUUGGAUAUAUUAAUCUUGCGUACUCUUGCAGGACUGAUUCGGAGAGCAGGGAAAUUCAAUACUGACCUUCAGGCUGUUGUUGAUGAAUGGGCAUCAAGCCUCUUUCGGGAGAUGGAUUACGUUAAUGAAGCAAAAAAUGGAAUUAGGUUCAGAGAGUUAUAUGGGAGUCUUAAGGAUGUUAUGGUUCCAAAUAUGUAUGUAGAGAGAACAACUCGUAAGGUCCUCACUAUGCAGUGGAUAGAGGGCCAGAAAUUAUCCGAGGUGAAGGAUCUUUAUCUGGUUGAGGUAGGAGUGUACUGCUCAUUUAAUCAGCUUCUAGAAUAUGGGUUUUAUCAUGCGGAUCCUCAUCCCGGAAACCUACUUCGUACAUAUGAUGGAAAACUAGCCUAUUUAGAUUUUGGAAUGAUGGGUGAAUUCAAGCAAGAACUCCGUGAUGGUUUCAUUCAAGCCUGUCUUCAUCUAGUGAACCGUGAUUAUGAUGCGUUGGCUAAAGACUUUGUUACUCUUGGGCUGCUUCCUGCAACAGCCGACAAGGAUGCCGUCACAAAGGCAUUAACAGGGGUUUUUCAGAACGCUGUUGCCAAAGGAGUGAGGAAUAUCAGCUUUGGGGAUCUUUUAGGAAAUCUUGGAACCACCAUGUACAAGUUCAAAUUUCAGAUUCCCUCAUAUUUUUCUCUCGUGAUUCGGAGCCUUGCUGUUCUAGAAGGUAUUGCAAUCAACAAUGACCCAAAUUAUAAAGUAUUAGGUGGUACAUACCCAUGGAUUGCCAAGAAAGUUUUGACUGACAGUUCGCCCCAACUAAGGUCUUCCCUGCAAACUCUUCUUUAUGAGGACGGAGUGUUCCGGAUUGACCGUUUGGAGUCUCUGCUAUCAGAGUCCCUUCGUGCCAGAACAGAAAAGGCUUUGGUUAAAGUAGAAGACAACAACUCCAAUGUGGUUAUCAAGCAGAUUAUGUCAUUCACAUUGACAGAGAAGGGUGCUUUUGUGAGGGAAAUACUUCUUCAAGAAUUUGCGAAGGGUGUGGAUGCACUCGGGCUUGCAACCCUGGAAUCUUUGACAUCUGCAGCAACUGCAAGCCUACCAUUUGCCCCAUCCCCUCCAUCUUCACUAACGAAUGAAGAUUUCAUCAACUUGAGAAACUUGCACCGCCUUCUUCAACUAUUAUCAGGGUCUCCAAAGAUCGAAGAUUCUGAGACGGGAGAUGUAGCAUUCAGUAUAUACGCCAACAGAAGAACAAAUUCAGAAGAGGUAUCUUUAGUCCUCAAUGAGUUCACAUCUAUUCAAGAGAUACUGCCACUGCUUAAUGUUAUUCCCGAGCUCCCUCCAGAUUUGCAGCGACAGUUAAUUAGGCUUCCUGUUGAUCUGGUUGGAAAGGUGGUCUCCCGAGUUGUUGCAAGAACAUUACGAAGGGUGUUGCUAUAGAAUCUGCCCUGUCUCUCACCAUACAAAGGCAAGUAAAUGGUCUCAUACAGUGACAUACUUUUUUGAGUAUACAGUUAAUUAGUGUUUGUCUUGGUUUUGUUGGCAUUUGCUGGAAAGUAAAAUAAAAUUUUUACGAAUAAUCAUGUUGAUUAUUUGGCAUUUCGUAGUUAAUUCCAAUUACACGUAAGCUAAUUGAUUUUAAGAUUGUAUUUGGUUUUUUAAGUCUUGACUUUUGAGGAAGUUGCAAAUGUUCAAAAUUGUAUGAAAAUGGAUGAUUUGGUAAUAUAUUUCUUCUGUGGUUAAUUUU
Molecule: messenger RNA, 2440 nt
Organism: Erigeron canadensis
Lineage: Eukaryota; Viridiplantae; Streptophyta; Magnoliopsida; Asterales; Asteraceae
Exons: 21
Coding region: 10-2133 (707 amino acids)
Biological process (GO): protein phosphorylation
Molecular function (GO): ATP binding; protein kinase activity
Source: RefSeq, a predicted model, not a curated record